AUGAUUGGUUUAUUGAUUGUCUUUGUAGUAUUUGCUUCUGCUAAAGAGUUUUAUAAAUACACUUAUACUGGAACAGGAGAUAAUAAAAAAAUUGCUUCAUAUGUAGUUUAUGAAGUUGAUAAAUGCUAUAGAAUUUCUGCAACUACUUAUCAAUCAAUUUCACAACAUAAUGGAGAAACUCCUGCUGAUGAAGGAAAAUACUUCUAUGGUACAUUUACAGAUAAAGAAUGUAAAACUUCUUCUGAUGUUAAACAAUAUACUGUUGAAGAAUUAAAAACAAAGGAUAUCUUUGAAACAAAACCAGAAGAAAGUAACCAAUGUAAAGAAGUUGCUGCUAGUCAAUUUGUUGAUGAUAAAUGUGAAGAUCCAAUUCCAGGUGGAAAACAAUUUGUAUGUAAUGUAGAAAGUGAUGUUAAAACAUGUAUUAGCAGUGGUAAUGAAUAUACACAAACAGGAGUUGUUCAUGGAUAUCAAGGUACUUUCCAUUAUUCUGAUAGUGAGUGUACAAAACCCACAGGAUUUGUAGAAGAUCAAAGAAAAUGUGGAGUUUGUUCACCAUCAUCAAUGCCAUCUUCAUCAGAUGAAACAAUUACUUACACAAAAGUCACAUGUGAAAAUGACUGCUAA
Messenger RNA from Entamoeba histolytica HM-1:IMSS, 627 nucleotides. RefSeq lists its product as uncharacterized. NCBI's taxonomy places the organism in Eukaryota, Evosea, Mastigamoebida, Endamoebidae. Bases 1 to 627 code for a protein of 208 amino acids. The record is from RefSeq and is a predicted model, not a curated record. The transcript has a single exon.